This is a messenger RNA of Pseudocercospora fijiensis CIRAD86, 3432 nucleotides long. RefSeq lists its product as uncharacterized. The transcript has 3 exons. Lineage: Eukaryota; Fungi; Ascomycota; Dothideomycetes; Mycosphaerellales; Mycosphaerellaceae. The record is from RefSeq and is a predicted model, not a curated record. Bases 1 to 3432 code for a protein of 1143 amino acids.
AUGCCUAUCAGACUGCAGUCGCAGAUGCAGGUGGAUGCCCGAACUGCCGUACACUUUCAGGACGUGCUCGAGAAAUAUUCGCCAUACGAGACGCUGCUCGAGAUCAGCUCUGCGGAUGCGUUGAACGAUACAUCGCUCGCAGCUUCCUUCCAGCUCCACACCGCAUCCCCCUCUCCCUCGUCUAGCCGGCUCGACGAGAUUCAGGAAGAUGAAGAUGAUGGGACAACCGAGGGCAGUGCAAUUGCCUCCUCUGUGCCAGCGGCGAGUGCGCAACGGUAUGGCUCGAGGACAAGGAUGUCAAAGCGGGCGGGGGCAGGCGCAGAGCGCUCGAUGGCUUCGUUGCCGCAUGGCAAAUCGCCGUUGUCCAUGUCACCGCGAUCAACACCGCCAGAGUCGCCGGCCAGGUCUCCCGCCGUCCCCGCGCCUAGUAACCCGCUGGGCUCAGAAAAGCUUCCUACGCCUCUGAUCAAUCCAGAACUGCCACUUUCCCGGGAGGCUUUGAAGGAGAACAUCGCACCUGAAUGCGCAACUCGAAUUGUUGACCGCACGCGACCGCCUGCAAGUGCAGGCGGCCCCCAGACGAGAACUGCGGCGACGGAGCUGGGAGACAAGAGGCUUGCAGCGGAAGAGGCGCCAGCGCCAAGCGUGCCUCCGAAGACACCAAAAGACCUGCCCGAAGCAGAGGCUCCAAGCUUGCCACCAAAGACCCCCAAGGACUUACCAGAUCUGCCACGUGAAUCACCAGAAGUACAGGCGCGAAAAGCUCCAGCGUGCUCCGUCGAUCAAGCCUCAAUGGCCGAAUACAAGAGCGCCUUGCGCUCCCAAUCGAUGGACGAAGAGCCUUACGACUUCAGCAAAUACGAUGCACUGUUCAAGCCCAAGGUCAAACUUGCACCCAGGCCCGUACACUCGCCGGAGAAGGUGAAGCGACCCGCUGUUGCCCGCGUUUCCGCCAUGCCUGCCAACGUCAGGCCAUCGGCAAAGAAGCAGGAGCCAACUCGACCCAGAUCGCAAGGACAGUGCGUUGCACGAGCGGCCGCUGUUGCUUCGCCCGAGUUGGACAUGCCUGCUCUACCGCCCAUUCCCGCAACGCCAGAAUACAGACCGCGUCCGAUCUCUAGAGCCAGCAUCAAGUCUGCGCCGUCUCACAAGUCAUCGGGAAUGACCGCCGACAAGGUGCGGCUCAUGAAGGCCGUUGAACUGCGGAGAAAGCAAUUGCGAAAGUCUCAAGAGCAGACCUCCGCGAUGCCGCUGCUCGAUAUUGACGCACCCGACGUGCCACAGCUUCCCCAACGCAGCCCGUUGAGGGAGAGGAAGACCUCGUCGCCACCCGAAAUGGAAGCCAGUGCUCAUGCCGAUCACGUCAUGCCACUCGCGCGAGUCCCAGAGGUGGAACCCGAGCAAGAGCAACCGACUACAGAUGACGAGAGUCACCACCAAUCCAGCAAGGCCGACUCCGGAAUAUCGCUGCGAUACGCGACGCCCGAUUCCCAACACACAGAUACCAUCGAGGGGGAGAGCCCCGAAACAACUUCGGAAGAGAAGCAUACAGCGGCUAUGCAUGUGCCCACGGUAGCAGGACAUCCAGCUGCAUUGCCACUCACCACCCAUGUCCCGCCAAGUCUCGAACCAUCACCUCGAAGUAUCGAACUAGGGCAAACAGCAGAUGCUAUGUCUACCGCAAGCAUUACGCCCACCGAGAAGCCUGGACGUUCUGAGCAUGGAAGCGACGAGACUGCGAUGUUGCCAACAAUUCAGAUGGAGCAUGAAUCGCGGCCACUGACUUCUGAUGGUGAAGCUCCUAUUCAAAGAUCUGCUUCAGAAGUAACUAUCGGGCAAUCCGGAUCCGACAAAAGCGAGCACUCUUUCGCAGAGCCGCCUUCGUCUCCGAAGAGGCAGAACAGUGACCUGGCUAAGCGACGCCGAGGUCUUGUUGAGCCUCUGCACAUUGACACGUCCUCCGGCAAUCCUGAUGACUUUGGAUCUGACGACGACGAGUUCUUGGAAGAGCUACAUAGUGCUACCGUACAUGAGGCCAAACCUAUUAGCAUGGCAAGAUCGCCGAUGGCGGCAGCUUUCCCCGGCGGACGACGACCCAGCGCGGACACGUUGGCGUCUGUGAGAUCUGUACAGAUUGCUCGCGCUUCCACUCUUACUGUCGACAGGACAUCCGGGACAUCAGACCGCCUCUCGCCGGACAGCUCGAAACCACCGUUCGUGGGAUCAUCGCCAACACCACCGCCUGAUGCGAUGGCUGGCUUCACUCGGAAUGUUUCUUCGGGCAUCUCCAAGCGCAUUCAAGAACUCAACGAAUUUUCCACCAGGGACUCGAAUUCUCCAUCGUUCAACUGGCAGUCACAGCCUAUCACGCCAGACACCUCGCCAAAUGGCUUGUCGCCGUUUGAGCCGCGAGAUCGCAAGUCCAGUCGCAGAACGCCUCCAGCGUCAAGACCUAGUUCUUAUCGCAGACAGAGUCGGAAUAACACUAAUCAGCCACCGGUGGCUACGCCAGGUGCAGAACAAGCGCCCGUGUGGAGUGUUCAGCACGACCCGGUCACCAAUCGCAAUUCCGUCACGGUGACUACCCGGAUCACGAGACCUACGACUGCGGACACGGCAGAAGAAGAUCAAGUUCCUCUGCAAAAGUCAGAAGUCUUGAUCAACCAUCCACGUGAGGGAGGCCCGAUUCCAGCGCCUAUCCGCACUGACGCCCCAUCGAACGGACCUACCCCAGCACUUUCUCCAGUAGUUUCCACGAAUUCAUCUGGUGUGCAUUCAUCGAACUCUUCCAGGUUUGGGAAGUAUCACCAGCCGGGUUCACCGGGCCUGGACGAUUUCCCGCCUCCGCCGAACAACCAAGUGCUGUCUACGAAGUCGCUCACGCCAACCGACGAGAAUAUUGCUCCUAAGGAGGGCAGCAGGACCAGUCGGUUCUUCAAGCGAAUGAGCACCUUGACCGGACCCAAAAAGAAAACCAGCCCGCCUCCGAUGGCGAGCAGCACAAGCUUGGUAAGCAAUGAAGCCACUUCUCCUCUCAAGGCGUCGCCGGUGCAGAGAGAGAGCUUGGCUACGGAGAAGUCGGAUACACCACCUGCUGUUGUGGUUGGGGACCUUAAUGUUCAAUUGCCCGAUUCACUCCUUUGGAAGCGUCGCAUUGUAACAAUUGACGAUGCAGGCUACUUACAGUUCGCAAUCGCCUCCGCUAUGGAAAUUCACAAAGGAAUUGCGCAGAAGAAGUUCUCGCUCUCUUCUUUCACGAUGCCUUACGCACCAGACCUCGAUCGUCAGGAGCUGGACCACUCUAUCGUCCUGGAGUUCCAAGAUGGUGCGGCCGUCCAGGUUGCCUGCGAAGAUGCCAUGACCCAGCGCCAGGUGCUGUCUGUUCUCAAGACCUACUGGAAGGCGUACCAAGCACAGACGACCCAGACGUGA